Messenger RNA from Tilletiopsis washingtonensis, 828 nucleotides. Its product is annotated as glutathione peroxidase. The coding region runs from base 1 to 522 and encodes 173 amino acids. The record is from RefSeq and is a predicted model, not a curated record. Gene Ontology annotation, biological process: response to oxidative stress. The transcript has 6 exons. Gene Ontology annotation, molecular function: glutathione peroxidase activity. Lineage: Eukaryota; Fungi; Basidiomycota; Exobasidiomycetes; Entylomatales.
AUGGUCUCCUUCUACGACCUCAAGGCCCAGCGCCCCAAGGGCACCGAGCUCGAGUUCGGCGAGCUCAAGGGCAAGGUCGUGCUCAUUGUCAACACCGCCAGCAAGUGCGGCUUCACUCCGCAGUUCGAGGAGCUGGAGGAGCUGCACAAGAAGUACGCCGACAAGGGCCUCAAGGUCAUUGGCUUCCCGUGCAACCAGUUUGCUGGCCAGGACCCGGGAGAUGAUGAUGCCAUCGGCUCGUUCUGCCAGAAGAACUACGGCGUCAGCUUUGACAUCAUGGCCAAGUCGGACGUGAACGGCGCCAACACCAACGAGGUGUUCAAGUACCUGAAGAAGGAGAAGGGCGGCCUGCUCGGCACCUCGUCGAUCAAGUGGAACUUCAGCAAGUUCCUGAUCGAUGCCAACGGCAAGGUCGUCGAGCGCUACUCGCCCACGACGAAGCCGGCGUCGAUUGCGCCGCGCAUCGAGGAGCUGCUCGCCGCGGCCAGCCCGGCAGAGGGCGAGCAGAAGUCGGCGCUGUAAAGUGCGCCGGGUUCUUCCUCCUCUCCGCUCGACAUCUUCGCUUCUCUCCGCCACGUAUAGCGGCAGCAUACCUCUCCCCUCGCUGCGACUUGGCGCGCCUCCUUACUGCUACUCCAAAUCUAGCUUUAAUCGUGCCUCAUCGGCCUGACAAGAGUGGAUACGCGUGUGGGCUGGAGCAGCGUGCAUGACGCCGUCUUCGAGGCGGCAGCUUCGAACCGCGACAAGCGCUGUGAUUGGUCUGAGUGAAGCGCAUCGAUUGCUAGCAGCGUCCCGUCGUGGCAAUUGGAAAAGUAGUGCAACCAGCUC